UUCCCCGCUCUCCUUGGUGACGACGCUUCAUUUUGGUCUCGUUUGUGCUCGCAAGGAUUGUCUUCACCCUAUUUCUGCUGAACUUUGGCAUCAUCAACCACCUGGUGGCCAUCAUGGUGGAUCGCGUUUCGAACAUCUCAGGCGAGCACAAUGAGGUGCAGGAGAAGCUGAUGGGCAAGGCACAUGACAUGCUUAUCCGUUCCUUGGAAGAAGACCUUCGAUCUGGCAUCGGCCUAGAUGGCAAGCUCAGUAUGCAGGUCUUCCACAAGCUAAUCCAGACGCCUACAGUGAACGCAAAGCUGCAGAUGAUGGGCAUCUCUGAUGAGGAGGCUCAAGCCUUCUACGAGAUAAUGGAUGGUGAGCGGCACGGAGGGAUCACUGCGCACCAGUUUGUGCUGGGCUUGAGCAAGGCCAAGGGCAAGGCCAAGAGUGUGGACAUGGUGAAGCUGAUCUCUGUGGUGAACCGGCAGACCAGCCGUGCAAGUAAACUGGUUCGUCGUGUGCAGGGGCUGAUCCAGGAGGUGGAUGAGCUGCAAAAGCGCUUCAACGAUCUUGGCCGAGGACUGACCCGCGAGCGGGUGGUCCAGCGCCAGCAAGAUCAGCGACAACAGGAGCUGCGACAGCAAAAGAACGACUCAGAUCUCUUCUACCAGGCCAUGGAGCUGCAACGGCAGUUUGCACAAGUGAGAGUGAAGAUGCAGUGAACCUGAUGAGCCGAGGAUAAGCUUUCCACAGACAUCAGUGAGUUCAGUGAGUCACUCAAAACAAGGACGGUGCUGCGCAGCAGUGCCACAACAUUCUUUCCCCCUCAGGUAAACAUCUGACCUGGUGAGGUAUGUCUUCUGGUGGCUUAGGCUAUAUAAUGGUCGUGGCCCACAUACGCAUCCCGCUUCUCCACUCAUGUGUUGUGAUCAUCGUCGACGGCUUGGUCAUUUUCCAAAGAAACCACCAUCUCUUUCAGUUCAUUCCAAAGACCACAAAGACUGCUAGCGCUCCAGACUUGACACAUUUGAUUUUGAUGUGGAGUUAGAAGGGAGGAGGUGUUGCUCAGCUUAGUUUGAAGUUUUCCUAAUCAUCCGCGGGGCCAAC
This is a messenger RNA of Durusdinium trenchii, 1089 nucleotides long. The record is from the annotation of a GenBank genome assembly. Lineage: Eukaryota; Dinophyceae; Suessiales; Symbiodiniaceae.